Messenger RNA from Medicago truncatula (barrel medic), 725 nucleotides. Its product is annotated as 54S ribosomal protein L51, mitochondrial. Gene Ontology annotation, molecular function: structural constituent of ribosome. Bases 133 to 492 code for a protein of 119 amino acids. NCBI's taxonomy places the organism in Eukaryota, Viridiplantae, Streptophyta, Magnoliopsida, Fabales, Fabaceae. Gene Ontology annotation, biological process: mitochondrial translation. Gene Ontology annotation, cellular component: mitochondrial large ribosomal subunit. The transcript is spliced from 3 exons. The record is from RefSeq and is a predicted model, not a curated record.
CCCACGUUAGUUUUCUCCGAUUGUGAAUUUCUCAAAAUCACAACACCGAAAAAUUGAAACCCUAACGCCGCACAGCUCACAGAGUCUCCGUCUCCGAUCACCGUCAGCCGUCCAACAACCGCCGUUAAUCAGAUGGCAUUGCGAGGAGUUUGGCAACUGAAGAAGCUCGUUGUUAGCUUUAGCGAUUGGGGUGGAAGUAGCAGAGGCAUUAGGGCAUUUAUGGAGUCACAUUUGCCAGCGUUUAAGGAGGCGAACCCUCAGUUAGAGGUGGACACUGAAAUGAUUCGUGGUCAGCAUCCACAUCUAAAGGCUUUUUACAAGAACCAUAAUGACCGAGUGGUGUGUGUGAAGAAUAUGGAUCCGGAAGAGAUACUUCUGCAUGCAACCAGGCUAAGGAAUGCAUUGGGAAGGAAAGUAAUUAAGUUGAGGACAAGACAUGUAACCAAACACCCUAGCGUGCAAGGUACAUGGACAACUGCUUUGAAAUAUUAGGAUGAAAAAAAGAAAGUUACCCUAGUAGUGCUAAGUCAAUCCUUUUCUCUGGUCAGUUAGUCAAAUAUUUGUGAACUAGUGAGCUUAAGUUCUCAUGUUGGCUAAGUGUUUGAUUGAUUUAUUAUCAGGUGGUUGUGGCUAAGAAACCGAGUUUGUUUACUCCCUUAUAUAUUGUUAGUUUGUAAUAAUAGCUAUCAGAUUAAUCAGAGUUCUGAAAUUAUUUUGCCUUCAUA